Molecule: messenger RNA, 2751 nt
Organism: Ascochyta rabiei
Lineage: Eukaryota; Fungi; Ascomycota; Dothideomycetes; Pleosporales; Didymellaceae
Product: F-box protein: endocytic membrane traffic, recycling ReCYcling 1
Exons: 3
Coding region: 1-2751 (916 amino acids)
Biological process (GO): exocytosis; Golgi to plasma membrane transport
Cellular component (GO): exocyst; cytoplasm
Molecular function (GO): protein binding
Source: RefSeq, a predicted model, not a curated record
AUGGCUACGAGAUCCAAUUUCAAACGGGCGCUGCCCCAGGCGCAGCCGUCUGUUCUGGCCCCACUGCGCUCCAUACAGAUGAUGGAUGAGUCGAAAGCUGUUCUACCAGCAGAACUCAUCAAUACAAUCCUCGACUACCUUCCCAUAGCCGACAUGUUCACCUUUGCCCGGACCUCGAAGCGCAUGCAAGAGAUGGUUUACGAUGAUACCCGGUGGAUACAAAGACUCAAGGGCAUGGGCUGUUGGAAUGAUGUGGAGGCAAAGCAACGCUUCGAUGAGGCUAUGCGCCGGAAACUCGAAGCUCAAAAAGCGGAAGAGGCGCAAAGAGCGGGCGUCCCUUUGCCUGGAAGUGGCGCUGGGCUUGGGAUAGGCGGGAUCGAACAGCCGCGUGGUAGCAUGACACUUUUCGACGCCGACGAAGACAUACAGCGGCAGUCGCUAGAACAAAAGAGCAGAGGAAGAUCGACAACACUCGACAAGGGCUUCAACGACAUGACAUUGACGCCCACGUUCACAGCGGCAUCAGCAAGGACACCAAUGAUAGAUCCGCAAGCUGCGCUGAAGGUCAUUUCAGGUGUUCGCUCCAUCAGAGGCAGAGCACGACAGGAAUACGGCAAAGUCUAUGGAGCGCUGGCGCCAUACUAUUUCGAUCUGGCGCGCUCGAGAAGCCAUACAGAUCCCGUUCUGUUCCGCACAUAUCGCGAUCCCGAGCAGCAGGCCCAAAUGCUUGCGCAACUGAAGACGUUCGCCAAGAGCGACUUUGCGCAAGGGUGGGGUCAGCGCGAGGAAAAGUUGGACACCAUGAUCGGCAUAUUUGAAAACGCUGUCCUGAGAGAAUUCGAGACUGGCUGCGAAGCUAAAGAUUAUGAUGGUCGCAUGAAGAGAUUCGCGUCCGUUCUGUUCCACUUGAACGGCGGUGCGGCAUGUCUGGACUCGUUCAUUCACAAUCACCCGUUGAUGCUGAAUAAAGAGCAGCUGGGCAACCCACGAGAUUGCCUGCCUGGAACAAGCUUGGCACAGCUCACAUUAGAGCCAUCACGUGAAUUCUUCCAUGGGUUGGCAAUUGCCCUGAAUGACGAAACAGUCGUUAUCGAACGAGUAUUUCCGCCCACCUUCGACGUGCUCCAGCCCUUCUUGGAGCGUGUUGCUGAAGACAUCAUAUCGGAGUACAUCACAUCGCUGUUUGAUGAAGCACAUGAUGUCAGUACCGACGUGUAUCUCAAAGCCGUAGCAGGCGUAUUCGAUCAAGCGUCGCAACUUGCCAUCUCACUGAAGCCGACGAAGGGCUCGAAGGCAGAUUUCCAGGAAGAGGCAGUUCGCAUCAUUUCACAAUGCUUCGAGCAACACAUUGACCUGUACUUGCAGGAGGAGCUGGACUUCUUCAAACGAAAGUCGGUAGAACAGGUCGAGGCUUGGGAGAAGCGAUUGACGGAAGAGGAACAAACGGCCGAGACGUUCUACAUGUCCAACGUUAAUCGGAAGGCGGCCAAGCAGGACUUUCUUUCCUCUUUCAAGAAAGUUGUCAUGAUGCCCGUCAACGUCCUACCAACCAUCGGAGGCUCUGGAGCUAGGAAUUCCGUAGCCGCUGCGCCUGCAGCCAACGGUCAUGGUGCAUUGGACACACCAACAAGAUCAGACACACCAUCAGGCGAUGGCGCACGCUCGCCAGGACUGCAAGCACCCACAACCGAGCUCGCAGCAAAAGCAGCGAUCAUGAAUUCUCGACUAGAAGGCAUCCGAACGCUCUUUAGCAUCGAAGUGGCCCUCGACUUGACACACAAGGCAAAGUCAAGCCUAGAGCGAGCGGCACGAUUUGUCAGACUCGGUGGACAGUCUGGUGAAGAAGCGAAAGAGCAAUGCGAACAGAUCUUCAUCUUCCUUGUGCAAAUCCUUGGCAAUCGACACAUGAAGCUAGGGUUCGACAAGGCAGUCGGUCACUUGGCCGACUACAAACCUCGCGAAGUAGCGGACCACAGCAAGGAAGGCGUGGCACCACUUGUGGCCUUCCUGGAGCUGGUCAAUGUUGGAGACCUGAUUCAACAGAUGGUGGAAGUGUUCUACCUGCAAGAGUUGGUCGCUGCCAAUCUCACCGAUCGCGACGACUUUCUCAGUCUUGCAGCGAAGGAGAAGAAGAAGUUUGAGCAGAUGCUCGAUGAGCGUGUGGCUGCAGGGCUCAACAAAGGCAUUGAUGUGCUCAUGGACGAAGUGGAGUACUUGUGUGGUACCCUGCAGCAACCGUCUGACUUCAACCCGCCCGUAGGCCCCAAUGGAAUAGCGCAGCUGGCAGACAUUGGACCUAGCGAGACAGCGAGGAGAGUCGUCGAUAUGGUGUCGUCACACACGAGCAUGUUGGUUGGUAGCACAGAUAAGAACGUGCUGGACGUGUUCAACCAGGAGGUUGGGGUGCGGCUGUUUACCGCGAUCUGCAAGCACCUCAAGCGGCAACGAGUGAGUGUCGACGGUGCGAUUGUGCUGAUCAGCGACAUGAACGCUUACAACGCGUACAUUGUGUCGUUGCGCAACAAGCCGCUCAUGCAGUACUUUGCUGCUCUGCGUGAGCUUUCGCAGAUCUACCUGAUUGCGCCCAAGGAGGCAAAAGAGAUUGCGACCAUCAUAGCAGACACGGAUCGCUACCACGGCAUCUUCCGAGCGGAGGAGGUGUACGAGUAUGCGGAGAGACGAGCGGACUGGUAUCAGAUUAAGAGCGCGGUUGAGAAGCAGAUGUACGGUGUUGGCUGUUGGGUGAUGUGA